Molecule: messenger RNA, 2797 nt
Organism: Chroicocephalus ridibundus (black-headed gull)
Lineage: Eukaryota; Metazoa; Chordata; Aves; Charadriiformes; Laridae
Gene: CRHR2
Product: corticotropin releasing hormone receptor 2
Exons: 12
Coding region: 398-1639 (413 amino acids)
Biological process (GO): long-term synaptic potentiation; cell surface receptor signaling pathway; adenylate cyclase-modulating G protein-coupled receptor signaling pathway
Cellular component (GO): dendrite; plasma membrane; axon terminus
Molecular function (GO): G protein-coupled peptide receptor activity; corticotropin-releasing hormone receptor activity; peptide hormone binding
Source: RefSeq, a predicted model, not a curated record
AGAAAGCAAUACAACAGUCUGGCAAUGUGAGGCGGCAUUGGAGAGCUGCUAGACCAGGGAAGCUGGCGAAGAGACGCAAACCCCUUACUCUGGGCUCAGCGUGAUCCCAUUGGUUCCCGAGCCGCUGUUUUAAAGCGAAGAAGAGCCUGGAGGAUUGAACUGCACAGCCAGACGCAGACUCUCAGCCAAGUUGUCAGCACGCUGGGAGGAAGAGAAGCUCACACACGCACGAGAUUGCAGGGUGUCCGCAGCUUGAUGUUCGUUUGUUUCCAGGAAGGAAGAACGGAGAGUGAACAACAACAAAAAACCAACCAAAAACAAACCAAACAAAAAAACCCAAACCACAACAGAAAAGGGGGAAGGAGUCUGAUCCGGUCCAGCAGUCCCGAGGGGAAUAAUGGAUGUGACCAUAUCUCAGUUCAUCUUAGAAGAAUUUGAUGUCAACUGCAGCCUCCUGGAUCGUUUACAAGAGACUUUUUUAGAGAGUUCCUCUAUCCCUUUCCUGGGCUUUGAUGGUCCGUACUGCAAUGCCACCACUGAUCAGAUCGGGACCUGCUGGCCCAGAACCUCUGCGGGGGAACUAGUAGAGAGACCCUGCCCGGAGUUCUUCAAUGGGAUCAAAUACAACACCACAAGAAAUGCCUACAGAGAAUGCCUGGGCAAUGGGACAUGGGCUUCCAAGAUAAACUACUCUCAGUGCGAGCCUAUUCUGGACGACAAGAGGAAGUAUGCGCUCCAUUACAAGAUUGCUCUCAUCAUAAACUACCUGGGGCACUGUAUAUCAGUAGGGGCCCUUAUAGUUGCCUUUAUGCUUUUCUUGUGCUUGAGGAGUAUCAGAUGCCUGCGGAAUAUUAUCCACUGGAACCUGAUCACCACAUUCAUCCUGAGGAAUGUGAUGUGGUUUCUGCUUCAAAUGAUAGAUCACAACAUACAUGAAAGCAAUGAACCCUGGUGUCGAUGUAUUACCACUGUCUACAAUUAUUUUGUGGUGACCAACUUCUUCUGGAUGUUUGUGGAAGGCUGCUACUUACACACCGCUAUAGUGAUGACUUAUUCCACAGAUAAGCUGCGGAAAUGGGUCUUUCUCUUCAUAGGAUGGUGUAUUCCUUGCCCAAUCAUCAUUGCCUGGGCCAUUGGCAAACUAUAUUAUGAAAAUGAACAAUGCUGGUUUGGAAAAGAGCCAGGGAAAUAUAUCGACUACAUAUAUCAAGGGCCAGUGAUUCUUGUUCUUCUGAUAAAUUUUGUAUUUCUAUUUAACAUAGUUAGGAUUUUAAUGACGAAGCUGAGAGCUUCAACCACUUCAGAAACAAUACAGUACAGGAAGGCAGUCAAGGCCACGUUAGUUCUUCUGCCUCUGCUAGGCAUCACCUAUAUGCUUUUCUUUGUCAACCCUGGUGAAGAUGACAUUUCCCAGAUCGUCUUCAUCUAUUUCAAUUCCUUCCUGCAGUCUUUUCAGGGUUUCUUUGUGUCAGUAUUUUACUGCUUCUUGAAUGGUGAGGUCCGUUCUGCUGCCAGGAAAAGAUGGCACCGCUGGCAAGACCAUCACUCUCUCCGAGUGCGUGUGGCACGUGCCAUGUCUAUUCCUACGUCUCCGACACGAAUCAGCUUCCACAGCAUCAAACAGACCGCAGCUGUGUGAUAUGACCCACACAUAACACGCACCACAUGGUGGCCUUCAGGGUUCUUUCUUCAUUCUCCCGAAACCCGUUCUUCAGACUUCCUUCCUUUAUUCUGCACUGCUCUCUAUCGCAAUGAGGUGCCCAUCAUAUUUUUGUGGACUCUCAUCUCCCAUAUUUGUGAUGCUGCUUUAAGGCAAAAGCUCUUCAAGUAGGCACUGGUGAAACAGAUUCAAAGAAGAAAGAGAUUCAACACUGACUGCACCUUGUGGAAGUUCACGAUACAAAGUCAAAAACAGCACACUGGCAGGAACAAUCGAUUUUUUUUCUCCUGUCUUUUUUUUGUUUUUCCAUUCUGUAUUGUGGUGAGCAAAGACUUUUUUUAACAUACUGCCCAUCUCACCCUGUACAUUGAUUCCCGAUGAUUUCAAGAGUUUGAUGUAUAGAUAGCCCGUCUCUUUCUUGUUUCUUUGUAAAAAUUUCCUCUCUGCAGAACUGUCAUUUGAGAACAUGUGGCAGCAAGAAAAAGAGCAUCUGAAAGGUGGUGUGAAAAGUCCGAAUGUAUCUGCCUUCCCCAUUUCUCCCUUUGAUAGACUGGGAGUUUGCCAGGACAUCACUGGACUGUUUAACAGAGGGCACCUUGCCUUGCAAGAGCCAUGUCCUGGUCGUACACAAAAUUCGGAAAAGGACAGCAGUAUCUCUAGAUAGCUCUAUAAAAUAUCCCUAUUCCUCUUAGCCCCACGCUUUCGACACAAUGUAAGUAGUCUUUGGAAAGUCUGUGGUUUUUUUUCAGCUAAGAGGAUUGGGGUGGGGAAGUACAACAGAACAUGUUUUCUGGGUUUAAAAAAUAUAAAAGGGAAGCACUGUAAAAAUAAUAAUGAGAAGAGGAUGUUUGCAUCAUGAGGAUAGUGCUAUGUGCUGCACAAAGAUUAUCUAUUGAGCAUUUUGAACUAGAGCAGUUGUAUCUACUAGGCUUUUUAUGUGAUGUUCAAAAAUACUGUAUAUUUUCAAUAAUAAACACUACUCUGGGUUGGUUUCAAUAAAACCAGGCAUCAUUUUCUUUACUCUGGAAAGGAAGAGGACGCCUAUCUUGAGCGUGUUUUUGUAUUUAAGAUCAGAGUAAGAAAUCCUGUUUGAUAACGAGCCAAUAAGAAGAACAAUCUCAUGAUAAAAUCUGAGCA